AUGGCACCACUUCGCACACGUCAGAGUAUCUCGAAAGAUAAGUUCUCAGGAUACUUCGGGACCCUUCGAACCAUAGCGUACCACGAUCCUUCGUCUCGAGGAGUCGGUUCUCAUGGCAUCCGAUCUAUUGCAUGGAACCCGCUUGGAACCUUGAUAGCAACUGGUGCGGACCGAAUACUUCGAGUCUGGAACCCAGAACGACAGAAUGUGAAGUACUCCACAGAACUCAAAGGACAUACAGCUCCUAUCGAGAAAGUGGCGUUCAAUCCUGUCAAGGAUGCAGAAUUGUGUAGUGUCAGUAGCGACGGUGUUGUGAAAUUUUGGGAUGUCCGAACCAAAGCUGUAAUAAACGAGAUCAAGGGACUUGGCGAUGCGUUCACGCUCGCCUGGUGCCCUGAUGGAGAGAGUUUGGUAGUGGGCAAUAAGUCUGACAAUCUCUUCGUUCUGUCGCCCACUCAAUCCACCCCUAUCGCUUCUCACCAACAAUCUAUACAGACGAACCAGAUUACGUUUUGUCACAGCGGCAAAAAAAUAUUCGUAACAACUGGGGAAGGCAGAAUUAAGAUCCUUUCAUACCCAGCAUUUGAGCCAAUCUUCUACUCGAAGUCUGACCCCACUAACGCUUUCACUCUCAACGGCCAUACUUCAUCUUGUAUCUCUGUUGACAUACAGCCGACAGCACGAUUUCUUGCUACUGGAGGAUCUGAUUCAAUCAUUGCACUUUGGGACACCACAGAUUGGAUCUGUCAACGAACCCUGAUCGACAUGACCGGUCCUGUCAGGAACAUAUCCUUCAGUUUUGACGGAAGUUACAUUGUUGGUGGAAGCGAGGAAGGAUCUGGACUGGAGAUCGCACACACUGAGACUGGCGAGUAUGUUCACAGUAUCAAAACAGCAGGCUCUUGUCCAGCUGUAGCUUGGCAUCCGAGUAGAUACUGGCUGGCCUAUACGGAUCUCGGAAGUCUUCGGAUCAUUGGAGUUGAUCCUGAUAGAAAAUAG
Molecule: messenger RNA, 999 nt
Organism: Cadophora gregata
Lineage: Eukaryota; Fungi; Ascomycota; Leotiomycetes; Helotiales; Ploettnerulaceae
Exons: 4
Coding region: 1-999 (332 amino acids)
Biological process (GO): mRNA export from nucleus
Cellular component (GO): THO complex part of transcription export complex
Molecular function (GO): protein binding
Source: RefSeq, a predicted model, not a curated record